Podarcis muralis (Common wall lizard) is the source of this 3122-nucleotide messenger RNA. RefSeq names its product leiomodin 3 (gene LMOD3). Gene Ontology annotation, molecular function: actin binding; tropomyosin binding. Lineage: Eukaryota; Metazoa; Chordata; Lepidosauria; Squamata; Lacertidae. Gene Ontology annotation, biological process: actin filament organization; pointed-end actin filament capping; myofibril assembly. Gene Ontology annotation, cellular component: striated muscle thin filament; myofibril; cytoskeleton. The record is from RefSeq and is a predicted model, not a curated record.
AUAAAUUCUCCUCCCCCAGCCAAGCGCUGCUUAAUAUAGACCGACCAUAUGCUCCAGCCCUUGCUCACUCUUACACAAGCAUCUCCUAAGACUGAGUUGUACUGCAAUUUCGGGCAAAAAAAAUUAAAAUCUUUCCCACAAACCUUAGGGGCAUUGAGGGUUUCAUAAAACUGAAGAAGAUAUAACCAGCUCUGGUUAUUGUCUUUCUUAAAUUUCCUUUAGGCGUUUCUGGGUCUUUUCUUUUUCUUACAUCAACAAAGAACAUGUCUGAGUUCAGCCAAAACUCUGACCAAGAAGAAAUCUGUUCCGAAGAGAUUGAUGAAGAUGAAAUCCUAGCAAACCUCUCCCCCGAAGAACUGAAGGAGCUACAAUGUGAAAUGGAAGUCAUGGCUCCAGACCCCGAAGUGCCAGUUGGAAUGAUACAGAGAGACCAGACUGAAAAGCCACCGACGGGAAACUUUGAUCACAGAUCUCUUGUUGACUACCUGUAUUGGCAGAAGGCCUCAAGGCGGAUGCAUGAGGAUGAACGAGUGCCUGUCACUCUCUUGCCAUCGGAGAGACACACUGUGGAGAAGUCCGAAGAAAAUUCUGCAGAUAUUAGUAAUGAGAAGCAGAUGGUGAAAACAAAUGGAGACGUAAGAGACUAUAAAGAGAAUGAAGAAGAGGAAGAGGAAGGUGAAGAGGAGGAGGAGGAAGAAGAAGAAGAAGAAGAAGUUGAGGAGGAGGAGGAGGAAGAGGAGGAGGAGGAAGGAGAGGAAGAACAGGAGGAGGAGGAUGAAGAGGAAGAGGAUGAAGAGAAAGAUAAGGAAGAACUGGGAACAAAGAAACCACAUGGUGAAGAGGACAGCAGAAGUGAACAUGAAACAGAGGGAUCAGAUGAAAAGCAAGAAAAUAAUGAAAAGAAAGCAUCAAAAUUAAAUAUUCCCAAAAAAUUAGCUGUAGAUACUAGUUUUAUUAAGUUAAGUGCUAGGCCUUCAGGAAAUCAAACCAAUUUAGAUGAGAGCCUGAGAAAGGUCCAGAAGAAUGACCCAAGCAUGACAGAACUCAACUUGAACAACAUUGAGAACAUCCCCAAGGAAAUGCUGGUGGACUUUGUCAAUGCUAUGAAAAAGAAUAAGCACAUCAAAACAUUCAGUUUAGCCAAUGUGGGGGCAGAUGAUAAUGUUGCUUUUGCCUUGGCCAACAUGCUGCGUGAAAACAGGAGCAUCACCACACUGAAUAUUGAUUCAAAUUUCAUCUCAGGUAAAGGAAUUGUUGCAAUUAUGAGGUGUCUGCAGUACAAUGAGAAGCUGACUGAGCUACGCUUUCACAACCAGAGAAGCAUGUUGGGCCAUCAAGCAGAAACGGAGAUCGCCAGGUUACUGAAAGCCAACCCUACGCUGCUCAAGAUAGGGUAUCACUUUGAACUUCCAGGUCCCAGAAUGGUGGUUACCAAUCUGCUCAGCAGAAACCUCGAUAAACAGAGGCAGAAAAGGAUAGAGGAGCAAAAGCAGCAGCAACGAAAGCAGCAGAAAGAGCUAAUAGCCAUGUUAGAGAACGGACUCGGGUUGCCUCCUGGCAUGUGGGAAUUGCUAGGGGGACCAGUGCCUUCUUCAGUGAUGCCUCCUUCGAUGCAACCUCCAAUGCCACCAGUCCCCAAAGCUCCAUCUGCGGGCAGGAAAAACGAGCCUGCAAGAAAACCAGAACCUGAAAAGGUAAGCAGCGGCGACUUCAAAAUAGUGAAACUCAAGAGAACCCAGCGGAAACCCACCAUAAAAGAAUACGUGGAGCCUGCUGAAAAAACCAACCUCAAAGACGUGAUCAAGACACUCAAGCCUAUUCCAAGAAGACGGCCACCUCCUCUGGUGGAAGUCACUCCUAGAGAUCAGCUACUUAAUGAUAUUCGCCAGAGCAACGUAGCUUAUCUGAAACCGGUGCCACUUCCCAAAGAGCUGGAGUAGUUACUCCCCAUUCAGCUGAAGGAAACAACUUGGAGAAGGAAAGAAAAAGAACAAAACAAAACACACAGACUGUGCAAGUGUUGCUUCAUAUUGUUCCAGGGCCUGUUUCCUUCAAAUGGAAGACAUGGGAACAAUGCUUAAAGCAUGCCACCUGUUGAAGUGAUGAUUGAAAAGGAUAGAAUGGAAACAGUAUAAAUGGUUAAUAAUUCACACGUACGCUCUUGUAAUGGGCUAGUGCCACCCUAUAGUCUCCGUCAGCUUGCUGGGCUUUAAUUUCAGAGGGUAGGGGCGGAGAGCAGAGGGAUAUUAUCGCCUAUGUUAUAACUUUUAUAGAUUUCUUCAGGAAAUCCCUGUCGCAAUCAUGUUGCCUUCUGCUUUUAAACUUUACAGAAGCAUAUGGUGUCCUUUUGUGAGUUUUUCUUCUCCCCUACUCUCACCCAUCCUUGUGGGGCAUCUCUGUCUGCCAGCUUCAGCACAGGUGUGUGUUGGGUGUUUGGCAAACCGCAGCUACUUUCAUCUUUAUUGGAUGAAGGAUACUGCAACAGAAAUGAACAUCUACUUUCAGGGAUGGUUGCUGUCAGUACUUUUUUCCCUGUGGGUACGAAUACGCCUAAACAUUUUGUGAAUCUAACGGGAGAAGAAACUAAAAAAAAUUAGUUUCUUCUCUAACACGGUGAAUCAUCAGUUCCAUUGAAUAGCAUGGUGAAUUUUCAGUUCCGUUGCAACCCCUGAUGGUGGCCUCAUUUCCUGUCACGGUGUUUUAGAUGGAAGCAAGCGUUUAAUGUAUGAAGUAGGAGUAUGAAGCAUGGUGAUUGGUCAGUUUCGUUGUUACCACCUCCGAUGGCGGCUUCAUUUCCUUUCCCGGUGAUUUUCUUGAGUCAAAGUGAGAGUAUCCCUAAACAUUUUUUUAAGGAAAAAAAAGCACCAGUUGCUGUACAUCAGCCACAAAAGCCGAGAUAUAGAGGUGUUGGCUGUGAAGACUCCACGAGCAGUGAUUUCCUAAGGUUUUAGGAAACCGCUGGCAGGACAUCCUCAGUGGGCUCUCCUUACAGCUACCAGCUGUUCCCCUUCCCAUUUCUACUAUCACAUCCAUCUAGACUGAAAGCUGGGGAGUAGCAAUGGCUGCCCAAAGCUGCAGCUCCUCCUCCUUUACAUUGCUGCGGCAGCUAGACUGGUAACUGG